Molecule: messenger RNA, 1730 nt
Organism: Melanotaenia boesemani (Boeseman's rainbowfish)
Lineage: Eukaryota; Metazoa; Chordata; Actinopteri; Atheriniformes; Melanotaeniidae
Gene: gpn2
Product: GPN-loop GTPase 2
Exons: 5
Coding region: 339-1280 (313 amino acids)
Cellular component (GO): cytoplasm
Molecular function (GO): GTPase activity
Source: RefSeq, a predicted model, not a curated record
CAAUUAGCUUUAGCAAUUUCUGUACGCAUGCUAACUUUUGGGGGACGUACGUACUGAUUUCCCAUCAGUAUUAUAUUAGUUUUGUAUACCAGUCCUAAGUACUAUGAAAAAAGUUUUAUUUGGGAUUAAUUAAAAAUUUCUUUUUAAUUUUUAUAUAAUCACAUUUACGAAGUUGUUCUACUCGAGUAAGUGUGUUUAUGCGUUUUCAGUUUACUGAUCGAUGUCAGGACGACAACAUUUACCAGAUCUGAAUGCUGAUGUGCUGAUCGUUAGUUCCUUGUGACUUCCUAGUCCCAUCUAAUGUGAAAUUCUGCAUCCCCUCUUGGCAGUUUAAAACCAUGUCUAUACAGAAGGGAGUAAAACCCUCUCUACGCUUUGGGCAGGUGGUUAUCGGACCUCCAGGCUCAGGUAAAACCACUUACUGCCAAGGGAUGCAGGAGUUUUUAACUAACGUGGGACGCAAGGUGGUUGUAGUUAAUAUGGACCCAGCCAAUGAAGGGAUACCAUAUUCUUGCGCAGUGGAUGUUUCAGAGCUGGUCACUCUGGAUGAUGUCAUGGACAGCCUGAAGCUUGGACCCAACGGUGGGCUUCUGUACUGCAUGGAGUAUAUUGAGGCAAAUCUGGACUGGUUGGAAAGCAAGCUGAAAGAAUACAGUGACUGUUAUUUCUUGUUUGAUUGCCCCGGGCAAGUGGAGCUCUACACUCACCAGAGUUCGGUUAAGAAUAUAUUCUCACAGUUGGCAAAGUGGAAUUUCAGGCUGACAGCAGUUCACCUUGUGGACUCUCAUUACUGUGCUGACCCAGCCAAGUUCAUCUCUGUGUUAUGCACUUCUCUUUCCACCAUGCUGCAUGUGGAGCUUCCCCAUGUCAACAUUCUCUCCAAGAUGGAUUUAAUUGAGCAGUAUGGCAAAUUAGCCUUCAACCUUGACUUUUACACAGAAGUUAUGGACCUGACCUAUCUUCUUGAUCAUUUGGCUGCAGACCCCUUCUUUAAAAAAUUCCACCAUCUAAAUGAAAAGUUGGCUGAAGUCAUACAAGAUUACAGCCUUGUCUCCUUUGUUCCUCUCAACGUACAGGACAAAGAGAGCAUGAUUCAGGUCUUACGAGCAGUGGACAAGGCCAAUGGCUACUGCUUUGGAGACCUGGAGGAGAGGAAUCUGCAGGCCAUGAUGUCAGCUGCUGUGGGCGCUGACUUCCAGUUCAACUCUACACUCGGGGUGCAAGAGAGGUAUGUGGAAACCAGUGGAAAGAGUGUGGAGGAGGAAAUGAUGGAGCUGUAAAGUGAAAAUGCCAAUUAGAAGGACAAUAGUGUACACCUCCUUAGCACCAGUGUACCAGUGGAGUCUUGGCAACAUCCAAUUCACUUGGCCUGAAUCAAUUCAAAAGCACGGGAAAGACUGAUACUAAAACUGGGUGUUGUACAUUAGGUGCUUUCACCACACCUCCUACAAACCACAAUGUGGGAGAGUGAAGGAAGAAAAAGCUGAGAUUUUCUUCUUUAUUAAUAAAGUGUAGUCUGCUGAAUCUUAUUUUUGUACUGGCAAAAAUGUUUCAUACAUAUGCAGAUGCUUCUUAAAAUUUGUCAAAAGUAGAAUCCUUCAUUUUAAUCUCUGUUGUUAGUGAUUUUCUUCUUUUUUUUUUUUUUUUUAAUGGCCCAUUUUCACCCAUAAGUGCAGUUAUUGAAUGUCACGUCCAUCUCAAAAUAAUAAAAUGACUCCAUUCAAUAUGGA